Molecule: messenger RNA, 4341 nt
Organism: Daldinia caldariorum
Lineage: Eukaryota; Fungi; Ascomycota; Sordariomycetes; Xylariales; Hypoxylaceae
Product: P-loop containing nucleoside triphosphate hydrolase protein
Exons: 2
Coding region: 1-4341 (1446 amino acids)
Biological process (GO): mRNA splicing, via spliceosome
Cellular component (GO): catalytic step 2 spliceosome
Molecular function (GO): mRNA binding; helicase activity
Source: RefSeq, a predicted model, not a curated record
AUGCCGACCGCCAAAAGAUUGAAAAGCGAUGCAAAAUCCAAGUCGCGCGGUACCGAACCGCGACCAACCAUCGCCGACUUGGAGGGCGAGACUGAGUUUGCCCAGCUUGCGAGGCAGCACUGGCUGAAAACUACUAAGCGAGCUAAGAGAGUCAAGGUCAAGAACGAGGUGCUGAAACGCGAUAUCUGGGAUGUGCUCGAGAAGGAUGGUUUUCCCUACAAGUUGUUACUGGUGCUUGAAGGAUUACAGACUCUCGAAAGUUACCUUUGGCCUGGAUAUUCCGAGGACUCGUCUAACCUCCACGUCCUCUUGAUAGUGUUGCUUACGAACGUUAAAGCGAGGGAAAGGCUUGAAACAUGGAGUAUCUUCGAAGAACACCCAGCCGAGUUCUCGAGCUUAUUCACCCGCGUACUCUCUAUGACCCUCGACCAGACUUUGUCUCUACCAAUACGAACUCACCUACUCUGUUUUACCACACAUGCCUUCCAGAGCCUCGAUUGGGCAAGCGUGAGAAAGGAAUGUGCUCCGUUGGUCUCUAUAGGUAUAUGGCAUAAUCUUUCCACCGAGUCGAAACGAGAAAGCAAGUUAAGUCAAAAUCCGCAGCUCAAAAAAGCAUGGAAGGCCGCAGGCAAGAGGUACGACUCGGCAGAUGACGCGACCAAGGCUCGGUUACGAUUUGAGAGAGCCUGGCUUUAUACUCUAACACUAGACUUUCUACGUUUGCUCUACGAUGAGAAGAGAAAGGAGGAGCAUGUGCUUUACUGCCAACGAUUCGUCGAGUUCAUCACCGACUUAUUAAGUCAACUUCCAACCAGACGAUACGUCAACACUUUACUUCAGGACCUACAUAUCUUGCCUGCUCUACGGCUGUCCCCGAUGUUCAACGACGAAGAAAACGCUUUACUCCGUGAUCAAUAUUCCCUACUAAGUCAUUAUGUUCACUUCACCAUAGACGAUCAGACGGGGGCUCAACAUAGUCGAACAGAAGCGUACGAUCGGCAUUGUGCCGAGCUUGCGAAACUCCAGCGAACUGCCCUGCGAGAUUUCAAGGAAAAGCUAACUGUCUUAGCUUUAUCCAAUUACGGAUCCAUAGAUAAAAGGAGCGAACUGGAAAAUCUACUUGAAAUCCUGACAGAUGAGGAGAUCCAAAGGCUUGCUACUUUGCUCGAGCUACGAACAGAAUACCCAGAAUCGGUUCAAGUCACUAUUGACCGGCCAUUUUUGAUGGAAAUUCUUUUAUCGACCUAUGAGAAGCGCAAGACGUUCCAGGAAGUUGCUCAAGAUAUGAAUAUUCUCCCGACCGAAGACAGCCUCUUCGACCAAGAAUUGUUGAGGACAGACAAUUAUGACGGGUCUAAGCCACUUGCACUUCCAAAGCUCAAGUUACAAUACCUAUCAGUGGGUGAUUUUCUUUGGAGGGCCUUGGUGCUUUACCGGUGUGAAGCUUUCUACGGUAUUAGGAAAGACAUUAGUGAUGCGUUGAGGCGGCUACGGCCAGAGUCGAAACGUCCAGGAGAGACUACAUUCACCGGCUUUUCCAAAAUGGCUCUGCCCAUAUCUCGGCCUUCUAUCAUUGAAGUUGUGCCACCACGCGUUGGCGAUGACAAGCCUUCUGCUGUUAAUGCUGAAGUUUCGCUCGACGUCCGGCGCCUUGCUGACAAUAUUCGAAGGGACUGGGAUUCGUUACGUCCGGAUGAUGUAGUAUUUCUCGUUGCGGUGGACGCAUCGGUAUCGAAAGCCAUUGGUAACGGAAAUACGUCCACGAUUUCUGAAGCACAAAAGUUAGGACUGAUAUCUGUGCGGGCUGCCGAAGUUGCCCAAGUCAUGGAUGAUAAAGGGAAGUCUAUUAGAGAUCCUACCGCUUACUUCAACGGACACAACAGAUCUCCAACGCGAAGGCUGCAACUCCGAUUAGAUCCGAAGGCUUACAAAGAUGAUCUGGAUCGAGUCUCCAAAGGCAAACCGGACGUAUACGAACGAAUAAACUUGAUCGUUCGACGAAGUGGCCGAGAAAACAACUUCAAACCGGUAUUAGAAUCCAUUCGUAGCUUAUGCUUAUCGGAAGUCCCCUUAGCAUCCUGGCUACAUGAGAGCUUCCUUGGCUAUGGAGAUCCUGCCGGCGCCACGUAUAAGCAUCUGCCGAACCGGAUUGCAAAACUCGAUUUUAGGGAUACGUUUCUGGACUGGCAACACCUCGUUGCGAGUCUACCUGGGAAAACUAUUGAGCCAGGGUUCAAUGUGACUGCGAGCUUCGGUCCUCCUUAUGUGCUAGAGUCAGUGGAUAAGCCCCCAGAAGAGAAAACGAUCAAAGCCUCUAAGAAGCGAAGAAGAGAUACCGAGCCUGCCCUCGUAUCCGAGAUCGAGACGUACAAUGUGUCUACAUAUAAGCCGCCUAAUACUGGUCCAUAUCCCGUCGAUGCCCCGAAGUUGAAUAGUGUCCGUUUCACACCUGCUCAGAUUGAUGCGAUCAUAUCCGGCACACAACCGGGCCUUACUGUAAUUGUUGGGCCGCCUGGCACGGGCAAAACAGACGUCGCAACGCAGAUCAUCAAUAACAUAUACCACAACUUCCCCGAGCAGCGCACACUACUUAUUGCCCACUCUAACCAAGCUCUUAAUCAGUUAUUUGCGAAGAUUGUGGCCUUAGACAUCGAUGAACGACAUCUCCUUCGUCUUGGGCACGGAGAAGAAGACCUCGAUACCGAUGGAAAUUUUAGUAAGCAUGGACGGGUCGAGUCUUUCCUUGAGAUCAGAGACCGUUACCUCCAGGAAGUAAAUCGUUUAGCUGCAAGUAUAGGUGCUCCUGGAGCCCACGGGAACUCCGCCGAGACCGCGGGAUAUUUCAAUUCCGUUUAUAUCAAGCCCGCCUGGGCUAAGUUCACUGAGGUAAUCAAAUCAGAAGAGUCAUCGGCGACUGAUAUCAUUGAAGCCUUCCCGUUCCAUAAUUAUUUUUCUGAUGCGCCCCAACCCCUGUUCCCCCCAGAGGGCGACCGAGAAGUCGUAUUAGAUAUAGCCAAUGGUUGCUACCAUCAUAUUUCAAAAAUCUUCUCCGAGCUUGAGGAUGUCUUACCAUUUGAGAUUCUACGACGAGACCGAGACAAGGCCAACUAUCUUCUAACGAACGAAGCUCGGAUCAUUGCCAUGACAUCAACACACGCCGCGAUGCGCCGAACUGAAAUAGCCUCCCUUGGCUUUCACUACGACAACGUAGUCAUGGAGGAGGCGGCCCAGAUCACCGAAGUUGAGAGUUUCAUUCCCUUGGCUAUGCAAACACCUGAAGGGGGAGAAAUGGCUCUACAACGGGUCGUUCUCUGUGGCGACCACUACCAGAAUUCUCCCGUCAUCCAGAGUCUCGCCUUUAGGCAUUAUGCCAACCUUGAGCAGUCCCUCUUUUCUCGGUUUGUCCGCCUGGGAGUGCCUGUUAUCACACUUGAUCAGCAAGGCCGUGCCCGCCCAUCCAUUGCCGCAUUAUACCAAUGGAGAUAUCCCAACCUAGGAAACCUACCGCAUGUCGAGAGCCUAAAGGAGUUCCAAACCGCCAAUGCUGGGUUCAAAUAUGAUUACCAAUUCAUCAAUGUUCCCGACUACAAGGGCAGCGGAGAAGUGGAACCGACACCACAUUUCAUUCAGAAUCUAGGCGAAGCAGAAUACGCAGUUGCUAUAUAUCAAUACAUGCGACUUUUGGGGUACCCCGCCUCCAAGAUCAGUAUCCUUGCCACCUACGCUGGUCAGCGGGCUCUUAUCAAGGACGUAUUAUCCUACCGAUGCGCAAGAAAUUCUAUAUUCGGUUUGCCUAAGAUAGUUACUACUGUCGAUAAAUACCAAGGCGAACAAAACGAUUAUAUUAUUCUUUCGCUUACGCGCACGUCGAGGGUGGGCUACCUUCGAGAUAUUCGACGCUUGACUGUGGCGCUCUCUCGUGCCCGACUCGGAUUAUAUAUUCUUGGCCGAAGAGAGAUUUUCGAGGCGUGCUACGAGCUACGCCCAGCUUUCGAGCUACUGCUUCAGCGGCCGGAUAAACUUACGCUUGCAACUGGGGAGAUGUGGCCCUCUGAGCGCAUUCAGGCUGAAGAAGACGGGACGACUGUACCUGGUGAAGCAGUAAUGGAAGGUGUUGAACAUCUAGGCCAGUUUGUCUACGAGAUGGCCGUGACAAGGAUGAAACAGUUAAAUGCGGAGCGCGGCUUGCUAGAGACGGUUGAUCCACCUGAGGAAGUGGUGCAGCCUGUUACAGAGAAAGAUGAGGUUGGCUAUGUUGGCGAGAGCGACGAAGAUCAAGAUGAAGGUGUUAAUGUCGAUGAGGAGAUACCAGACGGUAGAAUUGAGGUCGAGGAGGCAUGA